This is a messenger RNA of Triticum turgidum subsp. durum (durum wheat), 423 nucleotides long. Lineage: Eukaryota; Viridiplantae; Streptophyta; Magnoliopsida; Poales; Poaceae. The record is from the annotation of a GenBank genome assembly.
AUGUCGAAGCGCGGGAGGGGAGGAUCGGCGGGGAACAAGUUCAGGAUGUCGCUGGGUCUGCCGGUGGCAGCGACGGUGAACUGCGCCGACAACACGGGCGCCAAGAACCUGUACAUCAUCUCCGUGAAGGGCAUCAAGGGAAGGCUCAACCGCCUGCCGUCGGCCUGCGUCGGCGACAUGGUCAUGGCCACCGUCAAGAAGGGGAAGCCCGACCUCAGGAAGAAGGUCAUGCCGGCGGUCAUCGUGCGCCAGCGCAAGCCAUGGCGCCGAAAGGACGGUGUCUUCAUGUACUUCGAAGAUAAUGCUGGGGUGAUUGUGAAUCCUAAGGGUGAGAUGAAAGGAUCUGCUAUCACAGGACCCAUUGGUAAGGAGUGUGCUGACCUCUGGCCUAGGAUCGCUAGCGCAGCAAAUGCCAUUGUCUGA